Messenger RNA from Peromyscus eremicus (cactus mouse), 1830 nucleotides. It is a transcript of the gene Sil1, whose product is annotated as SIL1 nucleotide exchange factor. Lineage: Eukaryota; Metazoa; Chordata; Mammalia; Rodentia; Cricetidae. The record is from RefSeq and is a predicted model, not a curated record. The transcript has 11 exons. Bases 136 to 1674 code for a protein of 512 amino acids.
AGCCACGCGCCUUCAGGUUCUGGCGGCCGCUGCCACCGCGUUUGCGCACGAGGAGCUGGUUGCCGCUGCAGCCGCCUGGAAUUGUGGGGCUUGUGUCUGCCCCUCGGCUGCGGUGGAAAGCCGAAGAAAACCUUCAUGGGUCUGCUGCUGUGCUCUGUGCUGACGGAGCAGCCGCCUUGUCGUCUGGUUCACCAUCCAAUGAAGACUGGGCUUCAGCUUCCAGCAUUCAGAUUCUUUGAAGGCCGUGGCCAGUCUGGAGAGGGACAGGUCCUGAUUAUGGCUCCUCAGCACCUGUAUUCCACUAGAAGGGCUCCUCUAGGAUUGCUGUUUGGGCUGCUGGUGACUUCCUGGGUCACUUCCUGCCUCAGCUGUCAGAACUCAAAUAAUUUUGCACUCAUCAGCACAGAGGAGAGUAUCCACAAGGAAUCAGAGACAAAGGAAACCAGAGGAGAAGAGGAGCUAGACACUGAGAUCCUGGAGGUGUUUCAGCCGACUCAAGAGUGGCAGGUUCUUCGACCAGGUCAGGCUGUCCCUGCAGGAUCUCAUGUACGAUUGAAUCUACAGACUGGAGCAAGAGAGGUGAAACUCCAACAAGAAGACAAAUUCCAGAAUAAUUUGAAAGGAUUUAAAAAAGGCAAAAGGCUGGACAUCAACACCAACACCUACACAUCUCAGGACCUCAAGAGUGCACUGGCCAAAUUCAAGGAGGGAGUGGAGACGGAGAAGUCAAAGGAUGAGCAGGCAAGGCAGGCCACGGUAAAGCAGCUCUUCCGCCCCAUUGAGGAGCUGAAGAAGGAAUUUGAUGAGCUGAAUGUUGUUCUCGAGACUGACAUGCAGAUUAUGGUACGGCUGAUAAACAAGUUCAACAGCUCCAGCUCUAGCCUAGAAGAGAAGGUCGCUGCCCUCUUUGAUCUUGAGUACUAUGUCCAUCAGAUGGAUAACGCACAGGACCUGCUGUCCUUCGGUGGUCUUCAGGUGGUGAUUAACGGGCUCAACAGCACAGAACCCCUGGUGAAGGAGUACGCUGCCUUUGUGUUGGGGGCCGCCUUUUCCAGUAAUCCGAAGGUCCAGGUGGAAGCCAUUGAAGGCGGAGCGCUACAGAAACUUUUGGUCAUCCUGGCCACAGAGCAGCCUCUCACUGCCAAGAAGAAGGUCCUGUUCGCUCUGUGUUCCCUGCUGCGCCACUUCCCCUAUGCCCAGCAGCAGUUCCUGAAGCUCGGGGGGCUGCAGGUCCUCAGGAGUCUCGUGCAAGAGGAGACGGCGAAGGUCCUGGCCGUGCGUGUGGUCACCCUGCUCUAUGACCUGGUCACAGAGAAGAUGUUUGCUGAGGAGGAGGCAGAGUUGACCCAGGACUCAUCUCCAGAGAAGCUGCAGCAGUACCGCCAGGUCCACCUCCUACCAGGCUUGCGGGAACAAGGCUGGUGUGAGAUCACUGCCCACCUCCUGGCACUUCCAGAGCAUGAUGCUCGGGAGAAGGUGCUGCAGACGCUGGGCGCCCUCCUGGCCACCUGCCGGGAUCGCUACCGUCAAGACCUCCAGCUCAGCCAGACACUAGGCAGUCUCCAAGCCGAGUACCAAGCACUGGCCUCACUGGAACUCCAGGAGGGCGAAGAUGAGGGCUACUUCCGGGAACUGUUGGCCUCCAUCAACAGCUUGCUGAAGGAACUGAGAUGAGGCUGUCACGCUGAUACCAGGAGUGGACUGGGCUGAUGCCAGUGAGAGCUUGGGUGAGCUCUUCAGGGGACAUCAGCCAGGAGGGAGGGCUUCCCUACUGGAGCAUGAGCUUUAUCUGGGCAGAGCUGGCAUGGUUAUUAAACAGAGACAUCAGGA